Molecule: messenger RNA, 1122 nt
Organism: Nicotiana attenuata
Lineage: Eukaryota; Viridiplantae; Streptophyta; Magnoliopsida; Solanales; Solanaceae
Product: PRA1 family protein G2
Exons: 1
Coding region: 130-717 (195 amino acids)
Biological process (GO): vesicle-mediated transport
Cellular component (GO): endoplasmic reticulum; Golgi apparatus
Source: RefSeq, a predicted model, not a curated record
CCAUUAUUAUUUUACUACUAUCAAUCACGAAAUUUCCGUCUUUAAACUGACACAUCACGAGGUGCACCCAUGAGUAGUUAGUGUAUUGGUCAAAACAACCUGGUCAAACUUUUAACCCAAUUCACAAAUAUGCCAUCAGCAACAACCACCGCCGCGACCGCCACGGCCACGGCAACCUACACCACCAUCCCAAUUUCCGGCGGUGACGUCGUUAACCGAUCUAUUCACAAUCUCUUUACAUUUCUCUCUCGUAGUCGACCGUGGCCUGAAUUCCUCGCCGGAGCUAGCGCUGUCGAUCUUCCGGCAUCCUUCUCCGAUGCUGCAAUUCGCAUUCGCCGGAAUUUCAAGUACUUCUCCAUCAACUAUGCCAUUGUCAUCUCUGCUUGCUCAGCCGCUUCACUUAUUGGCUCACCUUUUUCGUUGAUUUUCGCCGGUUUGGUUUUUGCAAUGUGGUUGAUUCUUCUGUUCUUCCGGGAGGAUCCCAUGGUUGUUCUAGGACACCAAAUUAGCGAUCUAGCCGUGAUUUCGGGUCUCGUAAUUGUUUCUGCAAUUGCUGCUUGGUUCACAGGAAUUUUAAAUACUUUGCUCAUUGGUGUAGCGGUAGGAUUUUUGGUGACAGUGAUUCAUGGCUUAUUGAGGAAUCCAGAAGGGCUGUUUGUGGAUGAGGACGACGCCGUUUCGACUGGCUUGAUUUCGAAUGCUGAAAGAAGAACUUGAUUUUGCCCUCGCAAAUUUCACUGACUCACCAACAUUAAUUGAUUUACAUUUUUGUGUUUUUGUUGAUUUCAAGGUUGAUUUUUGACUUGAGAGUUGUGUUCAUAAGAUACAUUUGGUGUGCAGUACUGAUCUAAGGAAGAGAUACUGAAAAAUUGUUUGGUUCUUUUGUGUGUGUGUGUGUGUGUCUUUGAGAUAGUGUUUGAGAUAGGGUAAGGUCUGGGUAUACAUUAUCCUCCCCAAACCCCACUAUACGGGAUUACACUGGGUUUGUUGUUCUUGUUGAAUUUGCAGAGUUUUUCUUUGUAAGGUAGCUACUGGUUCCAAAGGUUUACAGGAAAAUCUGUUGCCUCCGGUUUUGUGUUUUAUUUUGAAGAUUGUCUCAAUGAACAAUAUUGUCCAUUUUUA